This is a messenger RNA of Sinocyclocheilus grahami, 2477 nucleotides long. RefSeq lists its product as uncharacterized. The record is from RefSeq and is a predicted model, not a curated record. Lineage: Eukaryota; Metazoa; Chordata; Actinopteri; Cypriniformes; Cyprinidae. Bases 1239 to 1967 code for a protein of 242 amino acids. The transcript is spliced from 7 exons.
CAUAUAUGACAUAUAUUUUUGCUACGAAAAAAAUGGUCUGUGCGAUGAAUAAAUUUACCAUUGUAGCAUGUGUGCAAUAGUACAGUUUUGCAUGUUCAUAACAGCCGCUUAAUAGUGUGUGAAGUGAUUUUGUUGUGCUUGUUUGUGUGUGUGUGUGAUAUUGACUGCGCACUGCUAUUAUACAUGGUAGUUGGAGUCUAUUGUGCGAUUAAAACUUGUGUCCCUGCUGCAUUGAGUCAUUUCAUACAACUCCAUUUCCCACAAUUCCUAAGCCCAUAAUUUCUACGCAGCUGCUAGUUGAGCGUGUUGACAGGAAAAAUUAAGCGGUAUUUUCAAGUCAUCCAUGAAAACCCCAAAUGAGCCCGUGAGGAAGAAACGACAGAAGCAACUUUACCAAAUGAAAGUAAGGGAGAAACAAAAAAGAAAAUUUAUAGAUACAACCCCAAGUGGAAAAAGGAUUUUCCUUGGUUAAUUUUCGAUGCAGACCAACAGCUCUUGUUUUGUAGCUGGUGCAAGGAGGCUCCAGAAAAGAUUAAAGUAGACAACCCCUUUGUGAUGGGUAACAGCAUUUUUAAAAAAGAUAACAUAUAAAACACAGCACUUCUCAGCGUCAUCUGCUUGCAAGAGAUGCAUUCAUGGCCAAACAACAACCUGAGCGGGCUAGCACGCUGCUGCACACCCUCAGAUCCCAGGCAGCCAAAGCAGAUGAUGCUGCUUUCCGUGAAGUUAAAAUGAAAAUGAAUGUGGCGUAUUGCAUUGCUAAAGAAGAACUUCCUUUCACGAAGUUUAAACCGUUGAUUUUGCUCUGAAAAAAGAAUGGAGCGGACAUAACGCCAUCUUAUGAUAACCACGUACGAUGAAGAGAGAUAAUUUCAAUGAUAGCUGAUGAAAUGAAAUCCGAUCUGGUGGAUGAAAUUAGAGCAAGCCGCUACCUUUCUGUGAUGAUCGACGGGGAGACGGACACAUCGAACAAGGAAUGUGAAAUGGUCUAUGUUCGAAUCCUUCAGAAUGGAAAGCCAGCAAGCAAGCUGGUCGGGCAACAGGAACUAAAAUACAGCCAUGCGUUAGGAGUUCUACAAGCCACCAAGACUGCUUUUGAGCAGCUAGGACAGGAGACAGAUUGAAUAAACAAGCUAGUAGGCUUUGGAGCGGAUGGAGCUGCAGUGAAUAUGGGAUGAUGUGGAGGUGUCACUGCCCUGCUUGAAGAGGUCGGGAAGCAUGUAGUUCCAUACCACUGCAUGCAUCACAGAUUGGAAUUGGCUAUGCUGACUGUCCAAAAAAAGGAGCCCAUGGUAGCUAAACUUUAUGACCUCCUCUUCUUGCUAUGGAAAACAUUCCACUAUAGCCCAAAGUCUCUGAGGGAGCUGCAGGCAUUGGGCAAAACGCUGGGUGUUAGCAUCAGUAACCCUUCCAAUGUCAAAGGCACACGCUGGAUUCCUCAUGUUGAGCGUGCAUUACAUGCACUUCUCAAAUCGGCUGGACAGAAUGAACAGGACAGCAGCCAGUAUGCUGCAACCCUACAACACAUGAACAGCCUGUCUGCAUCUUCUCCCUCUGCUGAAAUGAAAGGCAGAGCUAAGAAGAUCAAGUGUGAGAUGGAGCAUGCAGAGUUCUGCGCCUUUUGCCACUUUAUGGCUGAUGUAUUUGCAGAAAUAGGGAGCCUUAGCCGUAUCCUACAGGGAAAUGACUUGAUCUUACCCAAGGCCACUGCUGAGCUACAGAGAACAGUGUCUGAAUUGGAAGAAAUGAAGUUGAGGCCUAAACCAGGAGGGAUGUUAGAGAAUUUUCUGAGCAUACAGCGUGAGGGAGGGACUGUUACUUUUCAGAGUGUGGAGCUGAAAGGGCAAAUUCCCUUGACUGGUGAUGCAUUCAGCAGUCUCCAUGUGGCAGCGACUGUUGACAUUGCAGUAGAAGAAAUAAGACUCUUCAGUUGUUUGCUGAAUCAGUCAGGGGAAGACAGGUCAUGACUAGGGCUGUGGCAGACACUUCUCACCAAGGAACCAUAUUGCUCAGACUUUAAGAACUUUCUGCACUUGACUGAAAAACUGCUUGUGAUGCCAAUUUCGUCCACUCAGUGUGAGCGAGAAUUUUCAGCCCAGAAUCGAAUAAAGAACACUACCCGCAGAAGCCUCCAUGUCUCCACUGCUGAGGACUUAAUCCGCAUCAGCGCAGAAGGCUGACCAUUGGAGGAAUUCAAUCCAAAUCGGAUAGCAGCUAAAUGGAUUACCUCUUCUGAAAGGGCCAGGAGACCAAAUACAAAAGAGUGGCCAGCAGACAUGCUAGAUCUGUGACACAUACACUAUGCACUAAACUAAAAAACGAUGCAUCUGUUGAUAGUAUUAUUUUCAAAGGAGUUUCAUGGUAUAGGUUCGUUUUGCUAGUUUGCAAAUUUUGUGUUUAAUUUAGAGCUUUUAUUUAGUGAUGUCUGCCCACAGAUCUAUUCUACUUUGAUGUGUAAUGUUGAUGUGUAAGAGGUG